Molecule: messenger RNA, 6663 nt
Organism: Drosophila subpulchrella
Lineage: Eukaryota; Metazoa; Arthropoda; Insecta; Diptera; Drosophilidae
Gene: nompC
Product: serine/threonine-protein phosphatase 6 regulatory ankyrin repeat subunit A
Exons: 17
Coding region: 559-5859 (1766 amino acids)
Biological process (GO): calcium ion transmembrane transport; GPI anchor biosynthetic process
Cellular component (GO): glycosylphosphatidylinositol-N-acetylglucosaminyltransferase (GPI-GnT) complex; membrane
Molecular function (GO): calcium channel activity; protein binding
Source: RefSeq, a predicted model, not a curated record
UCUCGUGGCUCCAGAGGAAUAAACUCCACAAUUCAGUGCUGAAGUUGGGGACUCUUUUUGGCCAAAAAAUAUAUAAAGAAGAAAUAGAAAAGGGGGCACUGCCGUUAACGCACACGCAACCGAAGCCAUAAAGGGGCUAAACAUAUAAAUUUGUGUAGUAAAAGUGAAGAAAGCGAAAGAAUCAAAGUGGAAUAAUAGCGAGUGUUUUUCGGUUUGUGUGUUUGAGUGUGUGCUUUAGUGUGUCUGUUGCUGUUGCUGUGUUGCCAAUGAAAAUGCAAAUUGUUGGUAACAAAUAUUGGUAAAAUGCGGAGGAGGCCCCAGGAAUUUGUGCAAUGCGAGUGCGAAACCAUGCAGCUAAAAACCCGCCAUACCCCCAUAUCGAAUCAAUAAUAAUACAAUAACCGAAAAGGUAUUACACGGAUAAUGGCGGCAUAAACCAGUUAAUAUCCCUCAGUGUUUCCGUUCCAACUAUCGAAAUCCCCAGCCCCAUCCCAAAAAUCCCAAUGAUCAGCGGUUGAUUGGGGGGCAUUAAAGACCAAGAGAGAUUCCAGGAUCAGGAUGUCGCAGCCGCGCGGAGGGCGUGGCGGUGGGCGUGGCGGCGGUGCUGGGGGCGCCGGCGUGGGCCGCAAAACCCCCUCCUCCCUGACCGGUCCGCCGGAUGACUCGGCCACGCCCAGCGAACGGGCCACGCCCGCCAGCAAGGCCGACUCCGAUCCCAAGGACGACAGCUCGAGCAACGGCGACAAGAAGGACAUGGAUCUCUUUCCCGCCCCAAAGCCCCCGAGUGCCGGCGCCUCCAUCCGGGAUACGGCGAACAAGGUCCUCGGCCUGGCCAUGAAAAGCGAGUGGACGCCCAUCGAGGCGGAGCUCAAGAAGCUGGAGAAGUAUGUGGCCAAUGUGGGCGAGGACGGGAAUCACAUACCCCUGGCCGGAGUCCACGAUAUGAAUACCGGCAUGACGCCUUUGAUGUACGCCACGAAGGACAAUAAGACGGCCAUAAUGGAUCGCAUGAUUGAGCUGGGCGCCGAUGUGGGAGCCCGUAAUAAUGAUAAUUAUAAUGUGCUACACAUUGCGGCAAUGUAUUCGCGUGAGGAUGUCGUCAAAUUGUUGCUAACAAAACGCGGCGUCGAUCCCUUCUCCACCGGUGGCUCGCGUUCUCAAACUGCGGUGCAUUUGGUGUCGAGUCGGCAAACCGGAACUGCAACCAAUAUCCUGCGCGCUCUUCUCGCGGCUGCUGGCAAGGAUAUUCGCUUGAAAGCGGACGGCCGUGGCAAAAUACCAUUGCUCCUGGCCGUCGAGUCGGGAAACCAGUCCAUGUGCAGGGAGCUCCUGGCGGCACAAACGGCGGACCAACUAAAGGCAACGACGGCCAAUGGAGACACGGCCUUGCAUUUGGCCGCCAGACGGCGGGACGUGGACAUGGUCCGCAUCCUGGUCGACUACGGAACGAAUGUGGACACGCAGAAUGGGGAGGGCCAGACGCCGCUGCACAUUGCGGCAGCCGAAGGUGAUGAGGCCCUACUCAAGUACUUCUAUGGCGUGCGCGCCUCAGCGUCCAUUGCGGACAAUCAAGAUCGCACUCCGAUGCACUUGGCCGCCGAGAAUGGGCACGCGCACGUCAUCGAGAUACUGGCCGACAAGUUCAAGGCGAGCAUCUUCGAGCGCACCAAGGAUGGCAGCACCCUGAUGCACAUUGCGUCACUCAACGGCCAUGCUGAGUGCGCCACGAUGCUCUUCAAGAAGGGCGUCUACCUCCACAUGCCCAAUAAGGAUGGAGCCCGGAGUAUCCACACCGCCGCCGCCUAUGGCCACACGGGGAUCAUCAACACGCUGCUGCAGAAGGGCGAGAAAGUGGAUGUGACCACCAAUGACAACUAUACAGCUCUUCAUAUAGCCGUGGAAUCGGCCAAGCCCGCCGUUGUAGAAACCCUAUUGGGAUUUGGGGCAGAUGUCCAUGUGCGAGGAGGAAAGCUACGUGAGACACCUUUGCACAUUGCAGCGCGGGUAAAGGAUGGUGAUCGGUGUGCCCUCAUGUUGCUAAAGUCUGGAGCUAGUCCCAACUUGACCACGGAUGAUUGUCUGACCCCCGUCCAUGUUGCUGCCCGUCAUGGCAAUCUGGCCACCUUGAUGCAGCUGCUCGAGGACGAAGGUGACCCGCUGUACAAGUCGAAUACUGGAGAGACACCGCUUCACAUGGCCUGUCGAGCUUGCCAUCCGGACAUUGUACGUCACUUGAUCGAAACUGUUAAGGAAAAGCACGGUCCGGAUAAGGCCACCACCUAUAUAAACUCGGUGAACGAGGAUGGCGCCACGGCGUUGCAUUACACCUGCCAAAUCACCAAGGAGGAGGUGAAAAUACCCGAAUCCGACAAGCAGAUUGUUCGCAUGCUCCUCGAAAAUGGAGCGGAUGUCACAUUGCAAACGAAGACUGCCUUGGAGACGGCGUUCCAUUAUUGCGCCGUGGCUGGAAACAAUGAUGUGCUGAUGGAGAUGAUCUCGCACAUGAAUCCCACGGACAUCCAGAAGGCCAUGAACCGGCAAUCCUCGGUGGGUUGGACACCCUUGCUGAUCGCCUGCCAUCGGGGGCACAUGGAGCUGGUGAAUAACCUCCUGGCGAAUCACGCUCGAGUGGAUGUCUUCGAUACGGAAGGACGAUCUGCCCUGCAUUUGGCCGCCGAACGAGGAUACCUUCAUGUCUGCGAUGCCCUGCUGACCAACAAGGCUUUCAUAAAUUCCAAGUCACGCGUGGGACGAACAGCCCUUCAUUUGGCGGCCAUGAAUGGGUUUACGCAUCUGGUGAAAUUCCUGAUUAAGGAUCACAAUGCGGUAAUCGAUAUCCUGACGCUGAAAAAGCAAACGCCGCUGCAUCUGGCGGCGGCCAGCGGGCAGAUGGAGGUCUGCCAGCUGCUCCUCGAGCUGGGCGCCAAUAUCGAUGCGACGGACGAUCUGGGCCAGAAGCCCAUUCACGUCGCCGCCCAGAACAACUACUCUGAAGUGGCCAAACUCUUCCUGCAGCAGCAUCCCUCCCUGGUGAAUGCCACCAGCAAGGAUGGCAACACCUGUGCCCAUAUUGCCGCCAUGCAGGGAUCCGUCAAGGUGAUCGAGGAGCUGAUGAAGUUCGAUCGAUCGGGUGUGAUUUCGGCGCGUAACAAACUCACGGAUGCCACGCCCCUUCAGCUGGCCGCCGAGGGCGGACAUGCGGAUGUGGUCAAGGCUCUGGUGAGAGCUGGAGCCUCCUGCACUGAGGAAAAUAAGGCGGGCUUCACCGCCGUCCAUUUGGCGGCACAAAAUGGUCAUGGGCAGGUCUUGGAUGUGCUGAAGAGCACUAACUCCCUGCGGAUCAAUAGUAAAAAGCUGGGCUUGACGCCACUUCAUGUGGCUGCCUACUACGGACAGGCGGAUACCGUGCGGGAACUGCUGACCAGUGUUCCCGCCACCGUUAAAUCGGAAACGCCAACGGGACAGAGUCUAUUCGGGGAUCUGGGCACGGAAUCGGGGAUGACACCACUCCAUUUGGCGGCCUUUUCUGGGAACGAGAACGUGGUGCGACUGCUCCUCAACUCGGCGGGUGUUCAAGUGGAUGCGGCGACCAUCGAAAACGGCUACAAUCCACUCCAUUUGGCAUGCUUCGGCGGACACAUGUCAGUGGUCGGUUUGCUCCUGAGUCGGUCGGCGGAACUCCUCCAAUCGCAGGAUCGUAACGGCAGGACGGGCCUGCACAUCGCCGCCAUGCAUGGCCACAUCCAGAUGGUGGAGAUUCUGCUCGGCCAGGGCGCGGAGAUCAACGCAACCGAUCGGAACGGUUGGACGCCACUGCAUUGUGCUGCCAAAGCUGGCCACUUGGAGGUGGUGAAGCUGCUGUGCGAGGCGGGUGCCUCUCCGAAGUCGGAGACCAACUACGGUUGUGCCGCCAUUUGGUUCGCCGCCUCCGAGGGACACAACGAGGUCCUUCGCUACCUGAUGAACAAGGAGCACGACACCUACGGCCUGAUGGAGGACAAGCGAUUCGUCUACAACCUGAUGGUGGUGUCCAAGAACCACAACAACAAGCCCAUCCAGGAGUUUGUUCUGGUAUCCCCAGCCCCAGUGGAUACGGCUGCCAAGCUAUCCAACAUCUAUAUAGUACUCUCCACGAAGGAAAAAGAGCGCGCCAAGGAUCUGGUGGCUGCUGGCAAGCAGUGCGAGGCCAUGGCCACAGAGCUUUUGGCCCUGGCAGCUGGCUCCGAUUCCGCGGGAAAGAUCCUUCAGGCCACCGACAAGCGGAACAUGGAGUUUCUCGACGUCCUCAUCGAAAACGAGCAGAAGGAAGUGAUUGCACACACGGUGGUCCAGCGAUACUUGCAAGAACUCUGGCAUGGCUCACUGACGUGGGCCUCUUGGAAGAUCCUUCUACUCCUCGUGGCCUUCAUAGUCUGCCCACCGGUGUGGAUCGGCUUCACCUUCCCGAUGGGCCACAAGUUCAACAAGGUGCCCAUCAUCAAGUUCAUGUCGUACCUUACCUCGCACAUUUACCUCAUGAUUCACCUGAGUAUUGUGGGCAUAACGCCCAUUUACCCGGUGCUCCGAUUGAGCCUAGUGCCCUACUGGUACGAGGUGGGUCUACUGAUCUGGCUGAGUGGCCUGCUGCUGUUCGAGCUGACGAAUCCAUCGGAUAAGUCGGGAUUGGGAUCGAUAAAAGUGAUGGUACUGCUGCUGGGAAUGGCCGGCGUGGGUGUCCAUGUGUCGGCCUUCCUGUUCGUGUCCAAGGAGUAUUGGCCCACUUUGGUUUAUUGCCGAAAUCAGUGCUUCGCAUUGGCCUUCCUGCUGGCCUGCGUUCAGAUCCUGGACUUUUUGUCCUUCCACCACCUCUUCGGACCCUGGGCCAUCAUCAUUGGGGAUCUGCUAAAGGAUCUGGCCCGGUUUCUGGCCGUCUUGGCCAUCUUUGUGUUUGGCUUUUCCAUGCACAUCGUGGCCCUGAAUCAGAGUUUUGCAAACUUUUCUCCAGAGGAUCUUCGGAGCUUCGAGAAAAAGAACCGCAAUCGUGGCUAUUUCAGUGACGAUGACAUGCCCACCCCUCGCCCUCCGCCCGUGGAGAAUUAUGUCGAUAGUCGCUUCAGCGAAUUCCGACGAAAGCACAAGGACGACCUGCGCAUGCAUCCGAUAAACUCGUUCGAGUUGUUGUUCUUCGCCGUGUUCGGACAAACGACGACCGAGCAAACGCAAGUUGACAAAAUCAAAAAUGUAGCCACGCCCACUCAACCGUAUUGGGUUGAGUACCUGUUCAAAAUUGUCUUUGGCAUUUACAUGUUGGUGUCGGUGGUUGUGCUCAUUAACCUGCUGAUUGCUAUGAUGUCAGACACCUAUCAACGCAUCCAGGCCCAAUCCGACAUCGAGUGGAAAUUUGGCUUGUCCAAGCUUAUACGCAAUAUGCAUCGCACCACAACAGCGCCCUCGCCGCUUAAUUUAGUUACCACCUGGUUUAUGUGGAUCGUCGAGAAGGUCAAGGCACGCAUGAAGAAAAAGAAGCGUCCAAGUCUGGUUCAGAUGAUGGGAAUACGUCAGGCCAGUCCGCGAACCAAAGCCGGCGCCAAGUGGCUGUCGAAGAUCAAGAAAGACUCGGUGGCCCUUUCCCAGGUCCAUUUAUCACCCCUGGGAUCUCAGGCCAGCUUUUCGCAGGCCAAUCAGAAUCGCAUCGAGAACGUGGCCGAUUGGGAGGCGAUUGCCAAAAAGUACCGGGCUCUGGUUGGCGACGAGGAGGGUGGUUCCCUCAAGGACUCGGAUGCGGAGAGCGGAUCGCAGGAGGGCAGCGGAGGGCCUCAGCCACCGGCACAGGUGGGCAGACGAGCCAUCAAGGCCGCCCCGGCAAACACUACAAAAUAAACACACAGAAACGACACAGAAACAGAUACAGAUACACCCCUUUGGAUGGUUAAUUAACUACGUUUUGAUUGCAGGUCUAAGCUUCAACCUAUCUCUUCCAACUAUCCUUCCUGACUAUCUCUAUCUCUUCUCGACUAUCCAAGCGUCUGUCCUUCUGUACUCCUAAGAUCUAACCCUAAGAAACUAUCUAUCACUAAGUUGCACAUUUGGGAUUCUUUUCUCAGACUCCAGUUAACCUAAAAAUAACCUUCGGUUAACUGGAGUUUAAGAAAAAAAUCUCGAAGUUCUUAAGCUAAGCCUCCACUUCCUAAACUAAUUUUAGCUAGAAUAUUGAAAUUGUUUUGGGUAACUUUUGAAGCGCAACAGAUUAUUUAUUUUGAUAUGAUUUUGUGUCGGCGAUGUCUACGAUAAGCGAAACAACAAAACAAGUUUUCCAUGUUCGAGAUUUUUGAAAUAAGUAUGUUUACUCGUCCUUUUUGGACCGAUCGAAUACGUCCACUUUGCCUUACAUUUUUGAAGCGAACUCCUAGAAUUUUGUAAUAAGCUAAUAAUUCCGACGAUGACCGAUUGACCUUAGCGUUAAUUAUGAUUAUUCUAGCUCGUAAGAACCUAACUCUAGCUUCACUCGGGGCUCAAAGGCAACCGGUUUUAUAAUAAUAUCGCAUAAUCUCAUUGUUUUCGGGUAAUUGUCAAGUAACUACAUCCACUUUAUUUACUAAGCUUGAUUCAUUUUUUAUAAGAAAUGUAUGCCCUAAAAUUGUUAACUGUACUUGAAUGUAAAUAAAUAAGUCAUAUUUUAAAAAA